CCCUCCCAUGACCCAACUCCCCCCUCCCCCAGCAGGCUACAGAGAUAGCGGCGAGGCGAGCAAUCCCGCACAAGGAUUCAAACCAAAACCCUAAACCAACUCCUCCCCCGCUCGCCGGCAUGGCCCCGAAGCGCCCGGCCGCCGCCGGCGCGCCGCCGGGGUCAGGCUCCGACGCCUCCGACCGCGAGGCGGGCGACGUCCGCUACACCCGCCGCCGCCGUCGCAACUCCCCCUCCCCGGUCCGUUCCCCCUCCCGCUUCCGCUCCCGCUCCCGGUCCCCGUCCCGAUCCCGCUCCAAGACACCUCCCCCCAACCUCCGCCCUAACGCCGCCGCGCUCUCCUCCACCCCAACCUCCGCGGGCGCCGACUUCGCGGCCGCAUCUGACUCCGACGCCGGCGGCCGCGCCUCGCCCCCAAGGCGCGGGGACCGCAAGGGUCCGCCCCGCGACCGCCUCGACUCCGAUGCGGACGCCGACGCCAGGUCCGGCGGCCGCGCCCCGUCCCCGAGGCGCCGCGGCGAGCGCUCCCCCAGCUUCCACUCCGACUCGGACGCCGACGCCGCCGGCCGCGUGCGGUCCCCGAGGCGCAACCGCGAGCGCACCCCCCGCCUCCGCUCCGACUCCGACUCCGACAACUCCUUGGCGCCCGCCGGAUCCGAGGACGAAGGCGCCGGCGACGCCUCGCCGUUGCCCCGCGCGCGUCGUUCCUCCCGCAUCGAGACCUCCAACAUCAAGCCCGUCAGCACGCGCCCGAUGGAGGUGCCCCGCCGCGCCUCCGCCGGUUCCUCCAGGCGCAGCUCCAAGCGCCGCCACAGCUCCCCGGAGCAGCAGAAGCGUCCACCCCGGGUCUGGAGCCCUGAAGACGAGAUCACCAUACUGUUUGCCCUCAUCGACUACCGUGCCAAGAAAGGCCGGCUCCCUGCGUCGAUUCAGGACACAGGCAAGGUACACAGCCAGAUUAGUGGCCAGCUCACUGCUAAUGCGUCCACUACCCAGCUUAGUGAUAAGAUUAGGCGCCUCAAGCAUAAGUACAAGUUGCUGGUGACCCGUGCAAAGAAUGGACGGGAUCCUGAUUUGCCAACGGAGCAUGAACGCGAUGUCUAUGAACUUAGCAAGAGAGUUUGGGGAUUUACGAGUGGCGGUGCAUUGGGAGGAUCUCGUGCAUACGAGGACGCUGGGGAUGCAGAGAGCAAUGAAGAGCAGGAGAUUGAAGAGAGUGAUGAGGAUAUGGAGAAUGGGUGGGAGGGCCAUGAACACACAAGCAAGAAACCAAAGGCAUCUAGAUUUGAAAAUGGCAAUGGUAAUGCACUUGCGGUUGUGGGAAGGGCUAGCCAUGGUAAUGGCAGUGGGAGAGAUGAUACUGAGAAGGGAAAACAAACGUACCCGUAUCUGUGGGAGGCUGUUGAGGAGCUAUCAAAGGAGCACCCGAGUGGGCCAGUGUUCAGAAAGGCAUUUGGUGUGCUUCAGAAGUCAAAGGCACGAGCAAUGGAGGAGAAGCUGCGGACGUUCAGAAUGUCUGAGAUCAGGCAGCAGCUGCGUCGGAUGGACCUGAUGAAGGAGACAGUGGAGAUGGUGCUUGAUGCUCUGGACGGUGCAUAUUGAUUAGGUUGAAAUUGAUAAACUGCUGGAUUCUGGAAUCAGUGGUUCGGUGAGUAUUUUGCUCAAAAGGGUGACUUAAGUCUUCCAGUUACCUGGAAGAGCUUUGGUCUAGUUUUAUGGAUAUAUGGUUCCGGCUGUAUCAGCUUUUGUGGCGAAGGACAUAAUACCCUUGAUCCCAACUAGACCUAGAUUGAGGAAUUAUGACUGCUUGUUAUCCUCCCUGAAAGGAUUAUGCUCUGUGCUCUGUGUUUAGGUCCUAACUUAAGCCUAUUUAUCAUGCUGUUGCUGCUAUGGUUCUGUUUAAUGUUAAUUACAUCUUUGGCUAUAUCCAUUUCAGUUUUCCCUUCUCAACUGCAUCUGUAAAUAUGAUCAUUGCAUUUCAUUGAGGUUGAAUCUAGCUUGACAUUUGUCAAA
Messenger RNA from Panicum virgatum (switchgrass), 2012 nucleotides. Its product is annotated as GLABROUS1 enhancer-binding protein-like. The record is from RefSeq and is a predicted model, not a curated record. Gene Ontology annotation, biological process: regulation of DNA-templated transcription. Gene Ontology annotation, cellular component: nucleus. Lineage: Eukaryota; Viridiplantae; Streptophyta; Magnoliopsida; Poales; Poaceae. Bases 120 to 1601 code for a protein of 493 amino acids. The transcript has a single exon.